This is a messenger RNA of Antrostomus carolinensis (chuck-will's-widow), 798 nucleotides long. RefSeq names its product transmembrane protease serine 11E-like. Gene Ontology annotation, molecular function: serine-type endopeptidase activity. The transcript is spliced from 5 exons. Gene Ontology annotation, biological process: proteolysis. The record is from RefSeq and is a predicted model, not a curated record. NCBI's taxonomy places the organism in Eukaryota, Metazoa, Chordata, Aves, Caprimulgiformes, Caprimulgidae. The coding region runs from base 1 to 798 and encodes 265 amino acids.
AUGGAGACGAGAAGAGCAGAAGCCCUCUUCAAUGACAUCUGUGGGUUACGGCAAAAUAGAUCAGUCAAGUCAAUGGCAAAAUCAUCAUCAUUGCGAAUAGUCGGCGGAUUGUCUUCUGCAGAGACCGGGGACUGGCCAUGGCAAGCUAGUUUGCAGUACGGUAACAUCCAUCGCUGUGGUGCAACACUCAUCAGCAAUACGUGGCUUGUGUCUGCAGCUCACUGCUUCAGAGACUUGAGUCACCCUGAGAAAUGGACUGCUACUUUUGGAGCUCUUUUGAAGCCACCAAGCUUGAAACGAUCAAUCAAGACUAUUAUUAUUCAUGAAAAUUAUCACUACCCAGAACAUGAUUAUGAUAUUGCACUUGUGCAGCUCUCUAAACGAGUUGAGUUUACGAGUAGCAUUCACCGCGUUUGCCUGCCUGAGCCAUCUCAGAUUUUUCCGUACAAUAUUCAUGCUGUCAUCACAGGCUGGGGAGCACUUACCAAUGACGGUCCAACUCCAAAUGCUCUUCAGGAAGCAACAGUGAAACUUAUCGACUCAAACACUUGCAACAGACAAGAAGUGUACGAUGGAGACAUAACACCCAGGAUGUUGUGUGCUGGAUACUUGGAAGGAGGAGUCGAUGCUUGUCAGGGGGACUCUGGGGGACCACUGGUUACUCCAGACUCUAGACUGAUGUGGUACCUUGUGGGAAUAGUAAGCUGGGGAGACGAAUGUGCCAAACCAAACAAACCUGGAGUUUACACACGAGUGACUUAUUUCCGUGAUUGGAUUACCUCAAAAACUGGCAUCUAA